CAAAGAAAAAAAAGAUUUGUUACAGAGAACCAGCUAUGUCUUCUUCAAUGUCUUCUGCAGGCUCUUCCACACCCAAAUCCAAAAAGCUCAAAGGCAUUGUUGUGGACAUGGAGAAGUCGAAAGAGAAGGCAACAAGGAACACUAUUCUGAAACUAGGUUCUCCUCAAGAGGUUACCUCUGAAAGGAGGAUUGAGAACUCUAGUUUUGGAUCUAGUGCUGUCCGAAGAGGAAGAGAGAUCAUGAAGUUUUACCCGUCAAAAUCAAACAAGAUCUACACUUGUCAUUUUUGCAAAAAAGGUUUCUCAACCUCUCAAGCCUUAGGUGGUCACCAGAACGCGCACAAGCAAGAGCGGGAGUGGGACAAAAAGCGGAAGGAGAUGGAAGCUGAGUAUCCUGGACUCUCCUUUUUGAACCCUUUCCUUGAUAAGCCUCACAUUCUCUUAGGUGGUUAUUCACAAGAUGCUUUAUCAAAUGAAAAUCAUCUUGGGAUCACUCUUGAUCCUUUUAAACGCUUAAUUUACCCAUCUUUCAAUGCGGGUAUGAACAUGGCUGUAGUUCCUCGUGUCACUCCUACUCGCUUCUUCACCGGGAACACUAGUACCAAUGGUUCUACUUCAAGGGUCCCUGAUCCUUUACCAUCCUACAACAACCUUUACCCAUCAAACUCUAGAAACGUUCUUCCUUUUCCUCCUCCUCAAACCACCAAGCUUUCUAGCAAUUUCGUCUCGCAAGGAAACGUUUUAAGCGAAGAGAAUUUCAUCUCAAAGAUUGGAACAAACAAUAUUGUGGAGAUUGAUGAUGAUGAUGAUGAUAUUCAGCCAGAAGAAGAAAAAACUAAAAGCGGGAGAAUUGAUUUAUCUUUAUCCCUUUGAGUAUCUUUUUUUAGUUCUAAGCGUUAUUUAAGUUUUCAUUUCAGAGGUUUCAUAGUUAUUAGAGAUCUCUAUUCACCACAGUUCUAUAUGAAGAUUGU
Messenger RNA from Arabidopsis thaliana (thale cress), 970 nucleotides. Its product is annotated as C2H2 and C2HC zinc fingers superfamily protein. Bases 36 to 872 code for a protein of 278 amino acids. Lineage: Eukaryota; Viridiplantae; Streptophyta; Magnoliopsida; Brassicales; Brassicaceae. The transcript has a single exon. Gene Ontology annotation, molecular function: DNA-binding transcription factor activity. The record is from RefSeq and is marked reviewed.